AUCUAUACAUAUAAUAUAAAUUGAAAAAUGAAAUAUUUUUUACUUUUCAUGUUAAUGGUGACCUUAAAAGUUAGCUUAUGUCAUUAUGCGCAAUAUAAAAAGUGCUCCCAUUCUCGUUAUUUUCUAAAUUUUUUUAAUCAUAAUGAAAAAUUUUUGUUAAAAUUCGAAAAAAAUAAAGAAUAUUUAACAAUAGAAAAUCUAAUGAACUAUGGAAAGGCACUUCAAACUCACAAUAAAGUAAUUAUUAUGUUUUUGGAUGACUUGAUGAACAGUUCUAAAAAGUUUUCUUUUCCUUUGAUUACGGUAAAUAUGUACUUAAAUAACGUUUCUGGUCAUUUAAAUAUGAUUGCUCAAAAUGAUGAUGAUGAAAAAAAUAAUGCUAAUAAUUUAUUAGAAGGCUAUAAGAUGAUACAUUUCGCAGUUAAAGAACAACUGACAGAUUACAUAUAUAAACAUUGUAAAAACAUUCCAUUCGUUGAAAAAACUGUUAGUUUCAAUCCUCCAAUUGGUAAAAACGAAUAUACUACUACGAAUCUAAUGACUAUAAAUAAUGAAUUCAAGGAUAAAAUAUUGACCAAAUUUGAGUUAACAUCAGAAAGGAAUUCAUACGAGUGUAUUCAUCCAGAAAAUAUUUUGUUGUACGAUAUAAUGACCCAACAGAUUCUCACCAAUAAAAAUAAUAUUAUAAAAAUAGAUAAUAAUCAACACAUAAUAUUAAAUCUACUUCGAUUCACUCCACUUAACUUUAAAUGCUCUAAUGGUACUCGUUUAACUAUACAAGAUGUAUUUGAGUAUAUAAAAUAUGAUUUUAAUUCCAGGGAUGUUUUAAUGUAUAUGAAAUUGGUAAUUGGGGCUACGUUUCGACCAAUAGCUAUUCUUAUUCGCAACUUUUUAACUCUAAUUCAAGUCGCAUCUUCAGAUAAUUCAGAUUGUGUAAAAUAUUGGUUAAAACCGAAUUUUAUUGGCAUGGGUCAAAAAAUAGAACAAUAUGUAUUAACAUUCAUUUCUAUCGGCAUGUUAAUUUUGAAAAAGUCAUUUAUGAUAAAUGACGUCUUAUAUGGAUUUAAUAAAGCCUUAAACAGUUAUAUUUAUCAAACAAAGUUAUCCGAAAUUGAUAUCAAAUAUAAUAAUGAAUUAAUUAAAUUACUUUCGAAAUUCUUCAUCAAUAAUAGAUUAUACUUCACAAGUGAUAUAGCUCUAACAAAUAAAAAUAUAACUCAAAAUAAUGCUGAUAAGAUUAAAAAUGAAUUUGAAAAUAUCAUUAAAAAAGUUGAUAUCUAUAUAAACGAUUUGAAUAAAUGGAAAAAAUCUUUGGAGUUUAUUGUAAGAACUUUUAAGAUUAAAUCUUUUAAUGUUUCAACUUUUAAGGAUUUUAUUAAUUUUAAAGUUUUAGGAUUCGUUGCAUUGUCGUCGGUCUUACAAUAAAGAUAAAUAAAGUAAUCCAACAAUAUGAUAACUAACAAAAAAAAAAAAAAGUACCAUAAUGGCGAUGUUGCAUAGUUGGACUAGUAUAAAUAUUAUCUGAUAGUAAUUAAAAUCACUAUCAUAAGAAACGCAUCAAUGCAAUUCUUUUGAUAGCGCAAAUAAAAGUAUAAAAAAUCUAAUUAAGCAAUAUAAUGUAAUCUAACUAUAAAGAAAAAUUUUCUUUCGAAAUCGCUAUCAUUUGGUUGACUAAAGCAAAUAUUUGUAAUUUAUGCACUUUUAAAAUCGUCAUUUUAUUUCUUUUAGAUCGCAUUUGUAAUACUGAAUCACAUUCUGAAAUAUACAAUGUUAGUAAGAAUGAUAAAAAUAAUAUUGAAAUAGGAUAUUAUGAAGAUGUAAAUAAUGUAGAAGAUGAUGUUACAAAUUUUAACUUAAAGGAUCUAAAAGAUGAAUAUAACAAUAUCGAUACAAUUGAUUCCUUAGAAUGUCAUACGAAUUAUAAACCUCUUUAUAUGAUCGAUUAUUGGCCAUACAAUGAGUAAAAUGAAAUUUGUUUGAAAUUGUUAUUAUAAUAAAUACUAAACAUAAUCGAUACUUAUUUACAAAGCUUUUAUUUUUUUUUCAAUUUUAGCAAUACAAGGUGAAUAUUUUAAUACGAUAAUCACUUUGUUUGUUUUAAA
Molecule: messenger RNA, 2102 nt
Organism: Daktulosphaira vitifoliae (grape phylloxera)
Lineage: Eukaryota; Metazoa; Arthropoda; Insecta; Hemiptera; Phylloxeridae
Exons: 2
Coding region: 28-1425 (465 amino acids)
Source: RefSeq, a predicted model, not a curated record